GAUAGUUUUGAUCCUCAUGAUGUAAGAGGAUCAGCAAGUGUCAACUUCCUUGGUGGACUACGUAAUGCAACUUCUGAUCCACCAGGAACAAGAUCAUUUGAUAUAAGAGUUGAUCAGAUUACUAUUCCAAGCAAUGAUACAACAUAUUGGUGUGCAGGCUUUGAAUUUCCUCAAGAUAUACAAAACAGUGAAAAAUACAUAAUACGAUUUUCACCCCAUGUGACUCCAGCCAACACAGCACAUGUUCAUCACAUGCUAGUUUAUAUCUGUGACUCACUGAAUACAACAGAUCCUGGUGGUCCUUGCGAGGAUGUCAGCGAUGGACUCUCAUCUUGUCUAGGUGGGACUUUAAUUGCAGCAUGGGCUGUUGGAGCACAAGAUUUCAUAUAUCCACCUAAUGUUGCCUAUGGACUGGGAGGCAAUGAGUAUCGCUAUGCACUCAUUCAAAUGCACUAUGAUAACCCAAACAGACUAUCAGGGGUGAUUGAUAGUUCCGGUAUGACAUUCUAUUACAUUGAUACACCAAGGGAGCAUAAUGCUGGUAUUCUUCAAGUUGGACAUGCAGUGAACCAAUACAUGAUAAUACCUCCUAAAGCAAGGAAUUAUACUAUAUAUGGCUUCUGCUCUUCCACUUGUACUGAGAACUUUCCUGAAGAAGGUAUACACAUAUUUGCUAAUGCACUACACACUCAUUUGCUUGGUGUGGGUGUUAAGCUGUAUCAUCUGAGAGUUACUGAUCAAUGUAGAUCAGGCAGUGGCAUUGAAGAGCUGAAACCAAUUGAUUCCAAUCCUUUCUAUGACUUUGACUUUCAAGAAGUAGUCCAUUUUGAUGAAGUCACUGUCAAGCGGGGUGACAUGCUUGUGCUGACAUGUACUUAUGACAGCACAAAUGAAAAUGCAGUAACAUUGGGAGGAGAAAGCACUCAUGAGGAAAUGUGCUUGACAUUUCCAUUUUAUUAUCCUAGUGGAAGUCUCACUCAUUGCAUGAGUACAGCUAAUGUUAUUACAUUAGCACCAUUCUUAUCAAGAUACUACAAUUCAUCUCAAUUAAGUGCAUUGCAAUAUGCACCAGAAUCCCUCAUUAGUCAGAUCUUCAAUAACAUUGAUUGGUCACCUGAGGAAAUUCAAAGAUUGGAGAGUUCUGUUUUGAGUAGCAGUCAGUAUGCUUUUUGUCCUGAACCUGGUGUGCCUUUUAAUGAGAGUCUCACAUUUGAACCUGUACCGUCUAUUGGUUGUCCUUAUGAAGCACCUCCUGUAAUGCUGGAGUGUCCUAACUCUAUUGAUCCUACCACUGAUCCUACCAGCGGUGCUGGUGCUGUGUCAUUGAUUACUCUCUCAGUCACAGUGCUGCUCUUUGCUAUGAUUGCAAUGAUCCUCAUUAAUUAACUCUUUCUCCUACUCCAUUUUUGCUGUUUUUUGUCUUAGAUUAUCGAACAGGGAUUGGACUUUUUCUGCCCUUUUCAUUAAUUUGUGCCCCUUUUCAUCUGCUGCAUUAACCCUCAAUUAUGAUAAUAAUAAUUUUAUUUAUGAUAAAUCAUGGUGUUUUGUGAACACAAAUAAAUUAAGAAA
Amphimedon queenslandica is the source of this 1569-nucleotide messenger RNA. RefSeq names its product DBH-like monooxygenase protein 1. The coding region runs from base 253 to 1386 and encodes 377 amino acids. Lineage: Eukaryota; Metazoa; Porifera; Demospongiae; Haplosclerida; Niphatidae. Gene Ontology annotation, molecular function: dopamine beta-monooxygenase activity; copper ion binding. The record is from RefSeq and is a predicted model, not a curated record. The transcript has 10 exons.